Molecule: messenger RNA, 2631 nt
Organism: Dimorphilus gyrociliatus
Lineage: Eukaryota; Metazoa; Annelida; Polychaeta; Dinophilidae
Source: the annotation of a GenBank genome assembly
ACAGAAUCGAUGUUACUCGGAAAUUCUUUAGAUUAUUAAUAAAAACAAAGAUCUACGGAAAAAUUAGUUCUUUUCUCCCUCUUCUUUCCCACUCACUUCCUUUAAUCCUUUCCGAAUGUUUUCCGUCUUCUCUUUUUCAUGAAAAUCUCUGUCUAUUUGCUUCCAAAACAGUAUCAGAGAGAAAAUUCAGAAAGAAAUACAAACAUACCCCUCUCAAUUCUACCUUGUCGAAAAUGGUUUAAGCAUCAAUUACGUAAAGAAGAUCUAAGUGAUGUUUCAUUCCCAAAAGCUUUUAUCAAGACGGAAGGAUUGAACAAUGGUAGGAUUGAGAAAAAAGAUUUAUGUCAAAGUGCUAUUUCGUAUCAAAAAUCUAAGAAAGUAAAUGAUGCAACCGUCAACGAAGAUAGGAAAUGUAAAUCAAUAUACCUCAAUGUAAAUGAUCAAUCUUUAAUUAUGGAGAAUAAUAGGCAGCAUUCAGUAAAAGACAAAGCAAGAAUUCUAGAGACCGAUAUACCUAAUUUUCUGCAAUUUUUAAGAAGCAUAGUUGUCAAUAUGUUUCAUGGACAAACCUUGUUUAAUAGAGCGACACGUUGUAAUUUAACCGUUAACAAGACCAUGAAUAAAUUUGCAGAAUAUAAACUAGAUUUAGACGCUAAAAUCGUUUUAAAACUCUCUGAGAGAAAAAACAGAAAAAAGUCUACAAAGAUUGUAAACAUUUUCGCCAUUUUGGCCAAAAUCGCUUUAUUAUAUUUUAUAGAGUUGUUCACCUCUAGAACGUCUCAAUUCGGAGAUCAAGUAUCGACUAAUCUUUUAUCUAAUAUUUCAUCAAAUAUACUUUACUCCCAAGAAGGAAUCCCUUUGGAUGAAAUUAUUGAUAAUAAUAAUUCAAAUGUGGGGGAGAGAGGUCAAAUCGAUGGACAUCAAUCCCCUAGCGUUUCUUGCGAAAUUGUUCCUGAAAGGAACUUUAGUGAUAAUAAUAGUAAUUUUCAACUAAAAAAUUGCACCUUUUCAAAUCGAAACGAAUUUCCGGAAUCGAAAUCUCACGGAUAUCUAAUUAAAUUAUCGGGACUUAAUCAUCUAUUUAAUAAGAAUUCUAUUCAACACACCGGAAUUAGGCUCUGCCUUAAAAUUAUUGCUAAUUACUUAAACUGGCCAUAUUUUAAUCAUACAAAUUUCUGCAGUAAACAUUCAAAAGAUAAUAAAUACAUUGAUUGGGAGUCUUAUGGGAAAAGGCAAGAUAGCUUAAAUAUUGUUGAUAUAUGGAAAGCUGAUUCUUUCCCCUCUCUGUCAAAACCAGGAAAAAUCAAUAUUCAAGAUGAGAAUACGUCAAAAAUGAAACAAUUAAUGCGCAAUUCAGUAAGUGAGUAUAAUAAAGGAGAGACGCUACAUAACAAAGAUAGUUAUACUCUUUUGAGGGAUGAAGAGAAGAAUGAUGAAAGAAAGGUAGAAACGCGAAGUGAAAGCUUUUCUCAGCAAAAUAGACGUAAGACAGAAUUUUGUGAUACUUUAACGAAAGGGAAAACUAACAAAAAGCAACCAGAAGCAUCUCAUAGCGCUAUUGUUUUUGAAUCUUUACCUGUAGAUGGCAAGAUAGAAAGUCAUCGGGGGGGGGAAAUGUCAAAUAAGUUGAUAAAGACGUCAGAAAUAAUUAAAAAUUUCAUUGAGUUAUCUAAGAGUCGUUGUCAAUUAAGAAACUCUGAUAAUAGAAAUCCUAGAAAUGAUCAGUCUGAGCAGGAUCAAUCUUAUAGUUCUUCCGAGCUAGAAGUUAACAACAUUACUAUUGAUCAAAGCAUCAUAUCUAGGCCUAUUAGACAAACAUUAAGCAAAGCUGAAAUGUUUAGAAUAGGAGAUAGUAUAGAACGAGAACUUCCAUCAUUAACUAUGCUUAGUUAUCUAUCUAAAAGUAAUUUAUCGCAAUCGAAAGUAGUAACAAACAAGGAGAAUAAAUCAAUUCAAAUUGAAACAAUGGCUAAGAAAGCUGACCAAGGAACUCAAUUAGAUGAAACGUAUUCAUAUGAUUAUAUCUAUCCAACUUUGACUGAAUCAAAUAUUUCACAUAACACUCUUGUAUCGAUCGAUUCUUUAGUUAAGGAGUCAUCGGCCUGUGACAGCUACUUACAAGUUCCAGACGACAUAUCUGUCGAGUAUUUCAUUCCCAAUUUGAUAUUAAGCAAUAAAUUCGUUCUAGAUGACAUGAUACUAAAGCCAAUAAGACGAGAUGUUUCAACAAGUACGAUUGGCUUAAAUUUAACUAAUAAAAUUGAUAAAGCUAUAUUAGUUCGUAUAAAAUCUAUUGAUCCAUCAGUUUCUUGGAAUAGGUGUAGUAAGAGCGAAAAAUUGAAAGAAAAGUUUAAAAAAUCAAUAAUCGAUUGUAAGAGAACGAAUUGCCUACAAUACUGUAAGUCAGGAAAAAAGAAGAUUGCACAUAUUAAUUCAAUUUGUAAGAAAGAAAUCCAUAGAAAUGAUUUAUUUUGUUUGAGUAAAAGAUGUCGUAUAUCACAUGGUUAUUGUAAAUUGUUGGCAACUCAUUGUAAAAUUAUUCAUCAUUGUUUUAAUAACAAGAAAACCUGCGGUAAAGAAACGAAACUGAAUACACAAUACUCAAGAAGGAAUCGAUUAGGAGGCAAAUAA